This is a messenger RNA of Cylicostephanus goldi, 744 nucleotides long. The record is from the annotation of a GenBank genome assembly. NCBI's taxonomy places the organism in Eukaryota, Metazoa, Nematoda, Chromadorea, Rhabditida, Strongylidae.
UACGAUUAUUGGAGCAUUGCCAAGUCCGCGAUUGAAAUCGCUUCAAAUUUUUCAAUAAUUCACAAUCCUAAUCGACCCUACUUUGAUUUCUUCUUUCAGCUCAAAGGUCCAUUGGAGUUCUGGAACGCUUGGUUAGCAAUAUUCAGUACACUCGGUAGCAUAGCGACUGGCUAUGGCCUUUUCCAUGAAAUUUACCAUAGAGGGGUAGUAUCAUCGUAUACUCAAAUGGGAGAUUUCUUUACGGGUGUCAGCGGGUACUUCACGUUUCUGUUCGUCAUGAGCAAAGUGGCUGAAUUGGGUGAUACGAUCAUGAUCGUGCUACGCAAAAAGCCGUUGAUUUUCUUGCAUUGGUAUCACCAUGUGUUAACUCUGAACUAUGCUUUCAUGUCAUACUCGGUAGACACUGCUUACAAUAGUUGGAUAGCAUGGAUGAACUUUACCGUUCAUGCCAUCAUGUAUGGCUAUUACAUGCUGCGAUCAUAUGGUGUAAGAGUGCCAGCCUGGGUCGCACGAAACAUCACGACCAUGCAGAUUGUGCAAUUCAUCAUCACGCAUUUCAUUCUGUUCCAUGUCGGCUAUCUAUCAAGUCAGGGUGUGAAAGUCGAUAGCACACCGAAAGUUUUCUGGUUUUGCCUUAUCAUGGAGAUGUCCUACGUGGUCUUGUUUGGAAACUUUUAUUUCCAAUCUUAUGUGAAGGGCGGAGGAAAGAAGUUUAUUGCAGAGAAGGAGAAAAAACAGGAAUGA